AUGUCUGAGACUUCCAAUCGCAUUAUCUUCUAUGACAUCGCCAUGCGUCCGCCCGUGGAGAAAAACUGCUGCUCUCCAAACCCCUGGAAAACCCGGCUGGCACUCAACUUCAAGGGCGUUCCAUACUCGACCAAAUGGGUGCCACUGCCUGACGUUGCCAAAGUCCGCAGCAGCCUCAAAGUGCCACCUGUUCGCAAAUUUGCUGAUGGCUCUGACUUCUUUACUCUGCCUAUCAUCGAGGACCCCGCCACCAACUCGUCUGUCGGCGACUCGUACGAUAUCGCAGUAUACCUGCAGAAAACAUACCCAGACUCAGGCGCGGGAGACCUUUUCCCCGACCAGAAGCUCGACUACACCUUCACACCUGAUUCUGCGAUCAAGGUGCCGCUCUCAGACUGCCGCGAGUGCGGGUUCCCCGAGUACGCCAGGUUCAAUGUGAACGUUGACGCAGCCUUUAGCGCUCAUGUGCAGCUUUCGACCCAGGAGUUUCCGUUUGACCCGGCUACAGCUGAAAUCAGUAAGGCUGAGUUUGUCCGGCGCGCUGGUGCUUCUUCCUGGGACGACUUUGCCUUGGUCGGCGAGGCCAGAGAGAAGAUGAAGGAAUCGUUCCGGAAAGCACUCGGCGAUCUGGGUAAACUAUUCCAGAAAGACACCAGUGGGCCUUUCAUCCUUGGUACAAAGGCUACCUAUGCGGACUUGAUGGUCGGAGCAUGGCUGCGGAUGAUGCGCGCGACUUUGCCGGUGAAUGAGUGGGAAGAGUUGAGAAGUUGGCAUGACGGUCUAUUUGGACAAUUGCAUGAUGCCUUGGAGAUAUAUGCGGAGGUGAAAUAG
This is a messenger RNA of Microsporum canis CBS 113480, 831 nucleotides long. RefSeq lists its product as hypothetical. The record is from RefSeq and is a predicted model, not a curated record. Bases 1 to 831 code for a protein of 276 amino acids. NCBI's taxonomy places the organism in Eukaryota, Fungi, Ascomycota, Eurotiomycetes, Onygenales, Arthrodermataceae. The transcript has a single exon.